Molecule: messenger RNA, 2628 nt
Organism: Melanotaenia boesemani (Boeseman's rainbowfish)
Lineage: Eukaryota; Metazoa; Chordata; Actinopteri; Atheriniformes; Melanotaeniidae
Gene: rgs9a
Product: regulator of G protein signaling 9a
Exons: 17
Coding region: 705-2150 (481 amino acids)
Biological process (GO): intracellular signal transduction; G protein-coupled receptor signaling pathway; regulation of G protein-coupled receptor signaling pathway
Source: RefSeq, a predicted model, not a curated record
GUUUGUACCAGGUACUUUUCCAGCUUUUUGUUGCUCCUGUUCCAACUUUUUCCAUCAGAUUUACUAUCAGCUCAUAUUUUCAUCACAUGGUGAAACGUCUUCGUUUCGUCCUCUGAUGUGUUGGUGAUCUGCUGCUGGGAUUAAAAGAUGGAGGAUGGGAUUCUGGUUUAUUUAUGUUUUACACAUAGGCCUGACAUUUUGGACCUGAAAAAGUCAUUUUACAUGAUACAGUAAAUAUGAGUCUUCUGGUUUGUUAAAAAUAAAUCCCGAUCACCCUGAGAUGUCUGACCUGAUUUCUCUGACCUUUCCAGCCAAAAUUUACAUAUUAACUCAUCAUUUCAAAUCCCCGUUUACACUAGAAAGACAAAAAAAAAAGAAAAGUAUUAUUUUCUUUGCUUCUUUUCAGAUGAGAAUGCAGCUUUUCUUUCUGGAGGUAUGACCCAGCAGCCAAGCUUCUCUCCUCUUACAACCGCCCCACCGGGCUUUUUAUCUGUAUAUACUGGGGGGAGUUCCUUCAGCUGAUUGGUGGAUAAAUCUGACCUUCCUGUCCUUUCCUUCAAUCCUCACAGGAGGACUUUGUUAACGUCUGUGACACACACUCACUCGCCUGUUUACAGCCUCUCCCGUUGUACGUGUGACCGCUCACACCUGCCUUUUAUCACCAUUUAUCUGUGAUUUAACCUGAUCUUCAUCCAGCAGCAGGUAUGACGAUACGAACAGCUCGGCCUAACCGGGGGCAGCACUACCGGCCACGGAUGCACUGCCUCAAGAAGCUGGAGUCCUUCAUGGUGGAGAUGCAGGACCCAAAAGGUGGAGUUAAAGGCUCAGAGCAAAAACUUAAUGUCACCUCGAUCCCCCAUGUCAUUUCUGGAAGUGACAUAGUUGCAUGGAUCACCAACAAGAUGAAGACCACUCCAGAAGAGGCUCAGGCCUUUGGCACGAUGCUGGUAGCGUACGGCUACAUCUACCCCCUGCAGAACCACAAGAAGCUGGUGAUGUGUAACGACACCAGCCUUUACCGCUUUCAGACCCCGUAUUUCUGGCCAACACAGAAAUGGGCUGCAGAUGACUCUGAUUAUGCCAUUUACUUGGCAAAGAGGAACAUUCGCAAGAAAGGCAUGCUUGAACCCUAUGAACAGGCACAUUACAACCACCUCUAUGAUUGGCUAAACCACAAGUGGGAUUUUAUUACGAUGCAAGCAACUGAACAGUAUAAGGCUGGUCAGGACAGGAAGAAGUCAGACCGGGUGGUGUUUGACUGCCAGGAGAGGGCUUACUGGAUCGUGAACAGGCCUCCGCGUCGUACUCACAGUGCUCUGGACUGUGGACCAGAACGGCUUGGUGAUCCCAACACAGACGAGAAAGUUACCUUUGACAUGUACAGACGGAUGAACAUGUUCUAUCAACAAGCCAUCAUGAGGUCAAAGGUCAAGUCAAGCGUUUCCCUGGGAGCGUUGGUCAAGUAUAUCACAACCUACAAAAACCAUGACCCCUUCCUAGCUCCCUGUCUACCCAGCAACCCCUGGCAAACAGACCAUGAUGCCUACUGGACUCUCAACAUGAGAAGAGUCGACCCUCCCACUAAGAUGCGAGUGGAGCGCUGGUCCUUCAGCUUGUUUGAACUGCUGACAGACCUGCGAGGCCGAGACGACUUCAAGAUCUUCCUGAAGAAGGAGUUCAGUGGUGAGAAUUUGGCUUUCUGGGAAGCAGCCGAGGAACUGAAGUGGGGUACUGCUUCUUCCAUGUCAACAAAAGCUGAGACCAUCUUCAAGACCUUCUUGGCCCCUGGGGCCCCCCGCUGGAUCAACAUUGACGGCAGGACCAUGGGUCUGACCGUGAAGGGUCUGGAACAUCCUCAUCGCUACGUCCUGGAAGCAGCUCAGACUCACGUCUUCAUGCUCAUGAAAAAGGACACCUUCUUCCGCUACCUGAAGUCACCAACAUACAAGGACAUCCAGAAGAAGGCGCUAAACCCUGAGCCUCAUAACUUCAGCCCUGCCCAGCUGGAGCAAAACACCCAGAACCGGAGUCCAGGCAUAGAUCCCAUCAUCCUCUGGCAGCAGGAGGAGGAGGAGAAGGCGAAGGCUGCAGCUGCCUCCGCCCCCGUCGACGUGAAGGCCGUCAUGAGCAAGAUAGACAGAAAGAAGUAGACAGUGUGUUUGUAGAAGAUCUUGGUUUGUUCUAACAAACAUGUUUUAUUCCAGAAGGUGUAAAUAAAUGUUAAAUUUAAUGUUAAACAGUGAGGCAUCCGGUCCAAUAGAUUCACCCCAUCGUGUGGAAUUAAUCCAAAUCUGAGAAAAGGGAAUAAAUGACAGAAUUCUCAUCGUUUUAUAGCAUUAUUGUGAUUCCUUCACAGCAUUUCAGCCAAAACUCUGAUUUUCACACAUUUAACUCUCAGCUGAGCUUCUGGUUAUAUUUAUGUUUUCAUGCACAUUAUUAAGAUUAUAAUGUUGUAUCAGGAGAUUUUGAAGGAGUAUGUUUCUGUCACUGCUGGGCUAGUUUAGGUUGUAUUUAAUAGAUUUCAUUUCGCUGUAAGCUUUGUUAUACCAGUCAUAUUUAGCAUGUACAGCAUACGUGCAUUUAAAAUAAAAAGAGCUGCUUCAUCCACAGAAAACUGGUUUUUAUUUG